Molecule: messenger RNA, 13834 nt
Organism: Coregonus sp. 'balchen'
Lineage: Eukaryota; Metazoa; Chordata; Actinopteri; Salmoniformes; Salmonidae
Source: the annotation of a GenBank genome assembly
AUGUCUGCUGGCCAUCUCAUUGGCUGGGAUGGAAUGGGAGUCCAAGGUCAGUUUAACCUGCCACUAGGGGGCAAUCUUUCUAAAUAAAUUACAGUACAUGCCUGGUUUCAAUAUGUAGGAGAAAUAGAGAAGUGAGGUGUAAUUUAAAUUAACUUCAAUUUUAUUAUGUAAGUAUUUUGUAUUCAAUUUGUUUGAGGUGUUUUUCGUGAGCCUCUAACUAUGUCUCUAGCUAUGUCUUGUGGUGCAUUGUGUUUGAAGUGAGUGUUCUUUACCAACUACAGUCCCAGGUUCCCUUCUUAUUUGUCAUCUUUGUGCCCUUGGCUAAUUACAUAGUUGGGACCAUUCUUUGGCUUGUUCUCCAUCUUCUUCGCCUCAGCAACAGAGAUCCUGGCAGGAGCCAAUAUCUCUGGGGACCUAAAGGCAGGUUCCUCUGAUCUCUCUAGGAAUGUCUACUGUAUCUUCUCCUCACUCUAGGAGGGGAGGCUCUGGAUGAAAGGGAGAUGGGAUGUUCAAUUCAAAUGCUGCAUUUGUUUAUCAGGCUUAUUAAAACAAAUGUUUGACUGUUCACUAGUCAUUAUAUAUUUUCCUCAACAUCCCCUUCUCUACACAAAAUAGGACCCAACAAUAGUAUGCAGAACCCUAUUCGUAUACAGAACCCUACCAUCCUCAGUUCCUCCUUAUUCCAUGAUGACCUUCCUGUGAACCAUCCACUACUUCGCCUCAUCUCCCAGUCACGCCAUUCCAUCCUAUCAGUCGUUGCAUCAAGUACCAUGUCCUGUUGCUGGACAGCCUGGAGAUGCUUCCAGCGUUUCCAUACCAUCUAUCACCUGCCUUUUCCCUCCAACAACUUGGUCACCAUGUCUGCCUUCAUCACCCAUGCCAGCUCAUCCCUCUCCAUGUAGACAUCCUCCAAUCCGGACAUACCUGGCCGGGAUCAACUUCUUUCUCAAGUUGCUUACUGGGUCUCUAUGUUCCUCCUCCUCUCACCCGCAAGUCUCCCUUCUCCUCAAGGGCCUCCAACACACCGAAGUCCGACACCCCCUCGCUGCCAGCCCAUCACACUCGACAUCCUGUCUGCCUGCAUCCAGACUCUGUGGUCUGGUUACAUCUCCAUCACAGUCUUUUCCACACUAGAUUAAAUGUUUCUUUGGGGUUUUUGGGAUUCCUGCUAUGUUCGGAGUUUACAUCCUCAUAUGCUAUCUACAACCCUUCUCGUCAUCCCAGCAGACGUCACCAUCCUCAACAAAGAUACCCUCAUCUUCACCAUCAAACACAGCAAACCUAUCAAUUUGGCAGAACCACACCAGUCUACCUGUUCCGACUACCAUCUACCAUCAGCCCUUAUGGACCACUCACCUACAUCCUGCAGUUCAGACAAUCUCAACAUGCCUCUCCAUUCGAUCCACUGUUCAUCACCAAUUCUGGUUCCAUCACCUCUCGCUAAUGGUUCCAUUCCCAUCUCAGACAAAUACUAUCCCUGUCCGGCUAUCCUGCUGACCAAUUCUCCGGACACUCCUUCCGCAUCAGAGCCUUCUCCAUGGCAUCCCGACACGGCAUCCAAGACCACACCUUACAACUCCUCAGCCACUGGUCCUCUCAAGCCUUUCAUUCCUACAUCCGCUCUGACAUCAACAACAUCAUGACAGCCCACAGCAUGUACAAAAGCUGAAGAACAAACGCACAUCCAGGUACUUUCCGCAGGUGCUGGAGUUGUAGGCAAAUUCAUGGAAAACAGAAAGGAAAACGCUGCACACUGCUGCUCAUGCUCCCAGCUCCCAGGUGAUAUUUAUUUAUAACAACGUUUCGACCAUUAGGUCUUCAUCUGGCAUCCAUAUCCCAGGUGGGGGUGGAAGGUCCUAUAUAUAGGGGCAGUUCUCAGUGACAUUACUUCCUGAAACAGGAGGUACAAAUAUAUAACAUAGGUUCACAAUAUUAACAUUCAAUGUAUCAAAAUAUAUGAUCAUACACAAGGAAUGUGAUCAAUAUUUACAGUAAUGUAUAUACACAAUAUUCAAUUAGGAUAGAAAGCACAAUAAUUUGGACAUUUUGAAACUAUAAAAACAGUUUUAAGUCAAACUCCUCAUUAAGGCCAAGAGGAGACAGUGUGUUGAGCCUGUGGAUCCAGAAAGAUUCCCUUUGAAGAAGUUUCAUCUCAGCGUCCCCUCCCCCUGCGUGACAUCUGUGACAUCUGUGACAUCUUGACCAUUUCUAUUCCAAUGUAUCUCAGAGAACUAAUAGGAUUUCCAGCUUGUACAAAAUGAACAGCAACCAGGUUUAAUGGUCUCAGCUGUCUGUAUAUUGCUGCGGUGCUCACUGAUCCGGGUCUUAAGGCUUCUACGGGGUUUCCCUAUGUAAGACAGACCACAAGGACAUUUCAACAUGUAAACAACAUUGGUGGACAUGCAGGUAAUCAGGCGUGUGAGGGGGUGAAACUGCAUUGAGCACAUUGGCCACAUUUGUAAUUACCCUCCGGAACCUUGUCCAAGAAAGUUUUCCUUUCUCUGGUGGAUAAUCAGAUUUGAACACAAUGUCUCUCACGUUUGGGGGUCUUUUAAAGACCAUACGUGGGGGAUAUUUAAUGAUGGGUUUCAAUUGUGGGUCAGUAUCAAUAAUGUACCAGUGCUUUCUAAUAAUGUCCUUAAAUGCCUUACCCAAUGGUGAGUAUUGGGUGAAGCAUGAAGGGACAUGUUUUUAUUUUUCUUUAACUUUUGGUUGAAGGCUUUCCAGCUGUGUUAGCCCUUCAAAAUGAUCAUUGGCAUGUUUUACCCAAUUGUCUUUGUACCCCCUUUCCUUAAACCUUUGUGUGAGGUCCGUGGUCUGUUUCUGAUAAGAAGCAUCAGAGCUGCAUAUUCUUCUGAUGCGACUGAAUUGACUUAUAGGGAGACUUUUAAUAAGUGGAUGUGGAUGAAAGCUGUCACCUCUAAGGAGUGUGUUCCUGUCCAUAGGUUUCCUAUAGAGAGGGAGGUUUUAUCCUUAAUAACCAUCACAUCAAGAAAACUGAUUUGGGAUAGGUCAUAGUUAAUGGUGAAACGAAGGUGUUCAUUCAUAGAGUUUAGAUAGGCAUGGAAUUCCAAGAGUUCUUCCUGGGUCCCUGUAUAGAUCACGAAAAUGUCAUCCAAAUAUCUCAGAAUUAGGAGAAUAUUGGAGAGAAAGGGGUUAAGGUCUGGAUUCAGCACCACCUGUUUUUCAAACAUUCCUAGAUAUAGGUUAGCACAAUUAGGAGCCAUAGUGCUCCCCAUCGCUAUCCUCUGUCACGAGAAUUGAUAUCUCUAAUUCAAACCUAAGCUUGAAUCAUUACCAGAGGUUGUAAGGCUCUGGUUUUAAUCAUAAAUGAUUCAAGGUCCACAACCAGCAAGAAUGAUCUGUAUUUUUAUUCAUGGAGAGCUCUGGCGCCAAAACCCAUACACUCCUGUUUUAUACCCCUUGACACACAAAGGCACUUUGCUCCGCCCACCUUUAGGAGGCUUUCUUAAACAGUUUCCACCUUUCUCCUUCACCCUGGAAUGUUUAGUCCCACCCCCCUCUGUUAGUGGGUUGACACUACAUUAUAAUUCUAACACAGUUUACACAUUUAUACUGUAUUUGGGGUGAAAUCCUUUAGUCAUUAUUCUUAAAAUAUAAAUUAAUCUAACACCUCUGAAGAGAAAAUAGUUGGAGGUUAAUUCCAGUUCAGCCAAGUCCACAAUUCAAUUGGUUCUGGGAAGAUCAUUAGGGGGACGUUCAUUGAGGUAGAACUUGAGGGCCUCUAGGCCGCCCUGAUGAGGGAUCUUAGUAUAUAGACUGGUAACAUCAAAAGUACACAGAAUAGAAUGUUCUGGUAUAUAGUCCACAGAUUUCAAGAGAUAAAAUCAAUAGAGUCUCUGGUUUACGUGGGGAGAGAGAUCGCCAAGGGUUUCACAAAAUGUACCUGAAAAUUAUAUUCUGUUUCGUGCAAGCGCGUGCACACAGAAGGUCCCGUGAAAAGACGGGCCCACCUGUGGAAAUCAAAGGCCCGUCCAAUUGAUUCGUUCUAGUGCCGGGUCUGCCUGACGGUGAUGUCUACCUGAGAAGCCAAGCCAAACCCUACAGCACGUGUCAAACUUAUUCCAAUUAAUUUGCCAAAAUUAGAUAGCCUAAUUAGCCUAAUCCUGUCUAUACAGAAAUAAAUAAAACCAUUCAAAAUAGGCUACUAAAGCAUGAUUUGGCCACAGAGGAUCAUUAGCUUCUUAAAAAAGUAAUAAUUGUGGAUUAUUUUAAAUGGCAUUGCCUACAGUUGGAAGGAAAGUCUGCACGGAAAAUAUCAGAUAGAUGAUUGUUGAGUUGCGACUCUCAGUGAAAAGUGGAGAGGCCCAGCCAGGCAUAUCGGAGAAAAACAUAGUUUGGGAAGCAAAUGGCUAUUGCUGUAAAGAGAAGACUCUAAUUUGUCUUUUAGUCACCAAAAUUCUCAACUUAAUUGAGCGAACAACACUAGCCUAUCUUGGCACCAGCCGAGAGCAUCCGCAGGCCCCGGUUAGUGCGCACUGCGCAUAUUCACUCUUUAUCAUUGUUGGGUCAGUGCCACUUAAAAUAUUGUUUAUGGACAAUAAUAUCCUCCUCCAGUUUAGAUGGAAAUCAUAUUCUAUUUGUGUCUCUCCUUCUCAUAGGCCUAUGGACAAUGUCGUUUUUAUUGAUCUAUUUGUCAGUGUCAGCAGAGUAGGCUUCCCUGUAAUUUGUAGUAUUAAAAAAUAUUCUGCUAAUGUCUCCAGUCAUAUAGUAGAAUUGCAUGAAAUGUGUUUAUAAAAGGCCGCAUUUUCCCGUGCAAAGACAGAAGAAAUGUAUCUGAUAUAGCCUAGGCCUACUCUUUGCUAUAUGCGCUCAGCAAUGCGUUGAAUAUGAUAGAGCCCCACGGUAGAGGUGUCAUAAUACCCAUAAAACCUAGUGGUCAAACAGGUAAAUGGUUCCAAUCGUUUUCCACCAUUCAUUUUUCCCAUAGGAGAUUUUAUAAACACUUAAAAUAAGGGCUGUGUUUUGUGUAGGCUUACCCUGGCGUGAUGUUUUGAUAACCAUUGUUUUGUUUUUACAUACUGGUAACCAGAGUCGUUCAAGGGAAUUCGAGACAUUGGUGACUAGUUAACGUUAGCUUGGCUCUCUCUGUGUGUUUGUGUCGUGGGAGGAGGGGUUGGUUCGUUGGCAGAGAGCAAUGGCUAGCUAGUAUGCUAACUAUUCUAGCUAACUAAAUGGCUGAAUAAGUUGACGACGUACUCACUCAAACUGUCAAAACUAAUCCAAAACUUUACACAACGUUAGACACGGACACGAAUGAUCUGUUUGGCGUGUUAACACACUGGUGGUUUGUUGUAACCGAGUAUUGGUGCUAAACCAUGUUAUUGGAGGCUGGCAUUCCCUCGACUUCUUGGCGCUGACGGAAACAUGGAUUACCACAGAAAACACUGCUACUCCUACUGCUCUUUCCUCGUCUGACCAUGUGUUCUCGCAUACCCCGAGAGCAUCUGGUCAGCGCGGCAGUGGCACAGGAAUCCUCAUCUCUCCCAAGUGGACAUUCUCUCUUUUUCCCCUGACCCAUCUGUCUAUCUCCUCAUUUGAAUACCAUGCUGUCACAGUCACUAGCCCAUUCAAGCUUAACAUCCUUGUCAUUUAUCGCCCUCCAGGUACCCUUGGAGAGUUCAUCAAUGAGCUUGACGCCUUGAUAAGUUCCUUUCCUGAGGAUGGCUCACCCCUCAGUGUUCUGGGUGACUUUAACCUCCCUACGUCUGCCUUUGACUAAUUUCUCUCUGCCUCCUUCUUUCCACUCCUUUCCUCUUUUGACCUCACCCUCUCACCGUCCCCCCCUACUCACAAGGCAGGCAAUACGCUUGACCUCAUCUUUACUAGAUGCUGUUCUUCUACCAAUCUCACUGCAACUCCCCUCCAAGUCUCCGACCACUACUUUGUAUCCUUUUCUCUCUCGCUCUCCUCCAACACUACUCACUCUUCCCCUACUCCGAUGGUAAUGUGCCGUCGCAACCUUCGCUCUCUCUCUCCUGCUACUCUCUCCUCUUCCAUCCUAUCAUCUCUUCCCUCUGCUAAAUCCUUCUCCCUCCGAUCUCCUGAUUCUGCCUCCUCAACCCUCCUCUCCUCCCUUUCUGCAUCUUUUGACUCUCUAUGUCCCCUAUCCUCCCGGCCGGCUCGGUCCUCCCCUCCUGCUCCGUGGCUUGACGACUCAUUGCGAGCUCACAGAAGAGGGCUCCGGGCAGCCGAGCAGAAAUGGAGGAAAACUAGACUCCCUGCGGACCUGUCAUCUUUUCACUCCCUCCUCUCUACAUUCUCUUCCUCUGUUUCCGUUGCUAAAGCCACUUUCUAUCACUCUAAAUUUAAAGCCUCUGCCUCUAACCCUAGGAAGCUCUUUGCCACCUUCUCCUCCCUGCUGAAUCCUCCUCCUCCUCCCCCUCCCUCCUCCCUGUCUGUGGAUGACUUCGUCAACCAUUUUGAUAAGAAGGUUGACGACAUCCGAUCCUCAUUUAUUAAGUCAAAUGACACCGCUGGUCCUGCUCACACUGCCCUACCCUAUGCUUUGACUUCUUUCUUCCCUCUCUCUCCAGAUGAAAUCUUGCGACUUGUGACGGCCGGCCGCCCAACAACCUGCCCGCUUGAGCCUAUCCCCUCCUCUCUUCUCCAGACCAUUUCCGGAGACCUUCUCCCUUACCUCACCUCGCUCAUCAACUCAUCCUUGACCGCUGGCCAUGUCCCUUUGGUCUUCAAGAGAGCGAGAGUUGCACCCCUCUUCAAAAAACCUACACUCGAUCCGUCCGAUGUCAACAACUACAGACCAGUAUCCCUUCUUUCUUUUCUCUCCAAAACUCUUGAGCGUGCCGUCUCUAGCCAACUCUCCUGCUAUCUCUCUCAGAAUGACCUUCUUGAUCCAAACCAGUCAGGUUUCAAGACUGGUCAUUCAACUGAGACUGCUCUUCUCUGUGUCACGGAGGCUCUCCGCACUGCUAAAGCUAACUCUCUCUCCUCUUAUCCUUCUAGACCUAUCCGCUGCCUUUGAUACUGUGAACCAUCAGAUCCUCCUCGCCACCCUCUCCGAGUUGGGCAUCUCUGGCGCUGCUCACUUUUGGAUUGCGUCCUACCUGACAGGUCACUUCUACCAGGUGGCGUGGCGAGAAUCUGUCUCCGCACCACGUGCUCUCACCACUGGUGUCCCCCAGGGCUCAGUUCUAGGCCCUCUCCUAUUCUCUCUAUACACCAAGUCACUUGGCUCUGUCAUAUCCUCACAUGGUCUCUCCUAUCAUUGCUACGCAGACGACACACAAUUAAUUUUCUCCUUUCCCCCUUCUGAUAACCAGGUGGCGAAACGCAUCUCUGCAUGUCUGGCAGACAUAUCAGUGUGGAUGUCAGAUCACCACCUCAAGCUGAACCUUGACAAGACGGAGCUGCUCUUCUUCCCGGGGAAGGACUGCCCGCUCCAUGAUCUCGCCAUCACGGUUGACAACUACAUUGUGUCCUCCUCCCAGAGUGCAAAGAACCUUGGCGUGACCCUGGACAACACCCUGUCGUUCUCCGCUAACAUCAAAGCGGUGACCCGAUCCUGCAGGUUCAUGCUCUACAACAUUCGCAGAGUACGGCCCUACCUUACACAGAAAGCGGCACAGAUCCUAAUCCAGGCACUUGUCAUCUCCCGUCUGGAUUACUGCAACUUGCUGUUGGCUGGGCUCCCUGCCUGUGCCAUUAAAUCCCUACAACUAAUCCAGAACGCUGCAGCCCGUCUGGUGUUCAACCUUCCCAAGUUCUCUCAUGUCACCCCGCUCCUCCGCACACUCCACUGGCUUCCAGUUGAGGCUCGCAUCUACUACAAGACCAUGGUGCUUGCCUACGGAGCUGUGAGGGGAACGGCACCUCCUUACCUUCAGGCUCUGAUCAGACCCUACACCCAAACGAGGGCACUACGUUCAUCCACCUCUGGCCUGCUAGCUCCCCUACCUCACAGUUCCCGCUCAGCCCAGUCAAAGCUAUUUGCUGCUCUGGCACCCCAAUGGUGGAACAAGCUCCCCCACGACGCCAGGACAGCGGAGUCACUGACCACCUUCCGGAGACACUUGAAACCCUACCUCUUUAAGGAAUACCUGGAAUAGUAUAAAGUAAUCCUUCUCCCCCCCCCCCCCCCCCCCCCUAAAUGAUGUAAAUGUAAAUGUAAAUCUCUCUUGGACAAGGUGACUUUUAUCAAUAUAUUUGGUUCUAUUUACUCUCAGAUUUGAAAAUGCUAAUUAGCAUCAAAGUAGACAUCAUGCAAGACAAAAAAUCCCUGCAAGCUCCUACACGUCAUCUCUAGCUGGCACCUUUGCUAACAGGUACAUUUUAAGAAAUGUAGCCAAUUUAUUUAUUACUACAUUUAGCUAACAUUAGAUAGUUAAUCCAGAGAUUCUUACCUUUAUUUCGAGUUGGCAAUCUCGUCCAGAUCAUCAUGGCAUUUGUAGUUCUUUAUGAUAGCAACAUUAGCAGCUAAUUAGCAUUUCAUUUGUUUGGGCUAAAUACAGGCGAAUAUAGUGAUAAAAGUCACCUUGUCCGAGAGAGAUUUACAUGGUUAUGAAAAUGUCACGCCAGGAUAAGCCUACACGAAACAUAGCCCUUAUUUUAAGGGUUUCGGAAAUCCCCUAUGGGAAAACGACUGGAAAAACGACUGGAACCAUUUCCCUAUUUGCCCGCUAGGUUUUAUGGGAAGUAUGACUCAUACUGUUGUACUUUAUUGAGUUAUAUUAAUAGCCUAAAUUAUGAAUAUCCAAUCUUCUCAUCACAUUACGAAUAGUAGGCUAUCUUACAUAAGUCUGCACAUGCGAUGAUGCAUGGAAUGCUUUAUUAUAAAGUUGAAUUUUUAUGGUGAAAAUUAGCUUCUCCAAACUUGAAACUCACGCACAGCCUAUGCGGAGGACCUAAUGAGAACAAUGUCAACCUUUUGUUACUGUAACAACUAAAUAAAAAUGUCUCACUUUGUAUGUAAUCUUCUUAUUCCCUCUCUUCUUGCUUCCCUCCACUCAGAUCUCAGUGUCUAGUUCUCAGUGUUCUGCCCAGCUCUCGGCCUGCACUGGUCGACAUUGUCGGAACCUUUACCAAGAAUCUAAGCCUGAUGAUGUGUGGGAAUGUUGUCACUGUGAGUUAUCAUCUUGAAUCAUUGUACAGAGAUUGACAUCAAGGGUUGUCCUAUUGCCCGGGGAAAGUGACCUGAACAGUCGCACAAGUUGAGCCUGCUGUGAGGUUGUCCCAUUGGGCAGGUGAUUUUUUUCUUGCAGAUAACAACCAAAAUGCAAAGAAUGUUAGUCGCUGUUCUUCUGAUUCCUCCCCUGUAUGUAGGUGACAAUAGCUACUUAAUAUUUUCAGGCAAGUGAUAACAAUCUUUGGCCAACCCCAAAAUACUCCUGACUUGCCUAAUGGGCAAGUACCUUUCAGACCUUAAAGGUGCAAUAUGCAGAAAUCGCUCCACCAUCUCCUAGUUGCUAAAAUUCUAAUAGUUCACCUAAUUUCAGUUUAUGUGACAAAACAAGAAAUGUAUAGUGUAGAGAAUCAUUGUACCAUCUAAACCGCAGUGAAAUAUAUUUUCAAUAACCAAAAAUAUUGUAUUUUAAGCAUAGAAAUAGUGAACAUAGAACAUACAGUGGGGAAAAAAAGUAUUUAGUCAGCCACCAAUUGUGCAAGUUCUCCCACUUAAAAAGAUGAGAGAGGCCUGUAAUUUUCAUCAUAGGUACACGUCAACUAUGACAGACAAAAUGAGGAAAAAAAAUCCAGAAAAUCACAUUGUAGGAUUUUUAAUGAAUUUAUUUGCAAAAUAUGGUGGAAAAUAAGUAUUUGGUCAAUAAGUUUCUCAAUACUUUGUUAUAUACCCUUUGUUGGCAAUGACACAGGUCAAACGUUUUCUGUAAGUCUUCACAAGGUUUUCACACACUGUUGCUGGUAUUUUGGCCCAUUCCUCCAUGCAGAUCUCCUCUAGAGCAGUGAUGUUUUGGGGCUGUCACUGGGCAACACGGACUUUCAACUCCCUCCAAAGAUUUUCUAUGGGGUUGAGAUCUGCAGACUGGCUAGGCCACUCCAGGACCUUGAAAUGCUUCUUACGAAGCCACUCCUUCGUUGCCCGGGCGGUGUGUUUGGGAUCAUUGUCAUGCUGAAAGACCCAGCCACGUUUCAUCUUCAAUGCCCUUGCUGAUGGAAGGAGGUUUUCACUCAAAAUCUCACGAUACAUGGCCCCAUUCAUUCUUUCCUUUACACGGAUCAGUCGUCCUGGUCCCUUUGCAGAAAAACAGCCCCAAAGCAUGAUGUUUCCACCCCCAUGCUUCACAGUAGGUAUGGUGUUCUUUGGAUGCAACUCAGCAUUCUUUGUCCUCCAAACACGACGUGUUGAGUUUUUACCAAAAAGUUCUAUUUUGGUUUCAUCUGACCAUAUGACAUUCUCCCAAUCCUCUUCUGGAUCAUCCAAAUGCACUCUAGCAAACUUCAGACGGGCCUGGACAGGUACUGACUUAAGCAGGGGGACACGUCUUGCACUGCAGGAUUUGAGUCCCUGGCGGCGUAGUGUAUUACUGAUGGUAGGCUUAGUUACUUUGGUCCCAGCUCUCUGCAGGUCAUUCACUAGGUCCCCCCGUGUGGUUCUGGGAUUUUUGCUCACCGUUCUUGUGAUCAUUUUGACCCCACGGGGUGAGAUCUUGCGUGGAGCCCCAGAUCGAGGGAGAUUAUCAGUGGUCUUGUAUGUCUUCCAUUUCCUAAUAAUUGCUCCCACAGUUGAUUUCUUCAAACCAAGCUGCUUAACUAUUGCAGAUUCAGUCUUCCCAGCCUGGUGCAGGUCUACAAUUUUGUUUCUGGUGUCCUUUGACAGCUCUUUGGUCUUGGCCAUAGUGGAGUUUGGAGUGUGACUGUUUGAGGUUGUGGACAGGUGUCUUUUAUACUGAUAACAAGUUCAAACAGGUGCCAUUAAUACAGGUAACGAGUGGAGGACAGAGGAGCCUCUUAAAGAAGAAGUUACAGGUCUGUGAGAGCCAGAAAUCUUGCUUGUUUGUAGGUGACCAAAUACUUAUUUUCCACCAUAAUUUGCAAAUAAAUUCAUUAAAAAUCCUACAAUGUGAUUUUCUGGAUUAUUUUUUCUCAAUUUGUCUGUCAUAGUUGACGUGUACCUAUGAUGAAAAUUACAGGCCUCUCUCAUCUUUUUAAGUGGGAGAACUUGCACAAUUGGUGGCUGACUAAAUACUUUUUUCCCCCCACUGUAUCUACAGCUUCUUAGACUUGCUUUCAAUGAGAAUGACAGAUCUAAAACUCAAAUUUCUAUGUGAAUUUGGUCGGGUCGCCCAGAAAGUUACGUAUUGAAGGUUUAAUUAAUAAUAUAUGCCAUUUAGCAAACACUUUUAUCCACAGCGACUUACAGUCAUGCAUGCAUACAUUUUUUCAUAUGGGUGGCCCCAGCAAGAAUCAAACCGAUGACGCUUGGCAUUGCAAGCACCAUGCUCUACCAACUGAGCCACACAUGUCAAUCCCUGAUUUUGCAUUGGCUAUAUUUUAUAUUCUAUGCCAUAAACCUCACAUUCCCGCUCUCUCUCUGUCACCCUGCUGUGCCAAAAGGGAGGGCCUUCUCCCUCAGCUUUGGACGCUGCCAGUAGCAACAGUCAUGUGACCUGACUGAACAAGUGGCGGAUCAAAUCCUUCUAUCAAGGUGUGGUGGCAGAUGACCUGCACACUGGGUUUCAGAUGCUGCUCCAGGUGGGCCAAUUUCCAAGCCUUAUCUCCAUCACCGAAGCAGUGAGAUCUAGUAGAACAAUGGUCUAGAUCCAGUUCAUCAUGAGGUUCCAUACUGUAGGAUUUAAUUAAUGUGUUAUACUGUAUUCCCCCAGGGUGCAGGUUUGGUCGGAUCAGGCCAAACAUCCUCCUGAUGGGGUUCAAAAGGGAUGGCAUAAGGACAGACCAUCCUGCAUUGACAACUACAUUGGCAUUCUACAGUGAGUGAAUCACUCAAUCAAAUCAGAAAGAUUAGUUCCUUAUGGAUGUGUUAGAGUGAGAAUGCAGUUUAAUGUGUCUUCGUGGCUGUGUUUUAGUGACUAAUUUGACCUGCAGUAUGAAGUGUGUGGGCUGUGGGUGAGGGAGGGUCUAGACAUGUCUCGGCAGGCACAAGCACAUGGUGAGGAAUCCAACGAGCAUGAAGAUUUCAGGUCCUUACAUAUCAUUGCCUCUUUUUUUUGCAGUUAACCCUGUGUUUGAGGCAAGCCCAGAGAGGGGUGUCAACACCUGUGUGCACCCCUGCAAAUGUUUCAUUUAUGUAUGAUAACAUUCAGAGUAUACAGUUUGUGGUGUUUUUUUUAAUAGUAUUGACAGAGGGAUGUUGUCUUGGUUACAGUAGAUCCUGAUGCCAUGGUGACUGAGCCUCAGCUUCAUACUGUGUUUCAGUCCAAGCAGGGGGAAAAAACCAUUGAUGGUUCAAUGAUGGAGGUGAGUUUAUUGUUGUGGAUCUGAUUGUGCCUAUCCACAAAUCUCAAGAUUUACAACAUAGUCAGACUGAUAAUGUGGGGUCAUAAAUCAUGCAAUGUUGUUAAAUGUCAAGUACCACAAGUCAGAGAGAUAACAUAGGAUAGAUUAUGUCAUGGUCAUAUCAGGCAAAGGGGUCAAUGUUAUGUGUGAAAGGUAAAAGUUAAGGCUGUUGUGAUGUUGCUACUUCCCUACCUGCUCACUCGUAAGAAGCGCUGGGCAAGGUGCAAGGUACGCGUCUUUGUGGGCGGAGACAUCCAGCGAAGGGAGGAGCAAAGGAAAGAGUGAGUGUAGCAUGUUUCGGGUCAUACUGGGCAUUAGAGAUAUUAUAUCAUGUUGUCAGGAUCCCCCUUGGCCUUUCCCCUCCUUUGAAUAGUUCAACUGAGCAUGUCCUUUGUGUCCCAUUUAUAGUCAUGGCCCUUAUCGGCAAGUUCGGCCUUGGUUUCCAUGACGUCAAAGUGCUGCCUGAUAUCAAUGGAAGACCACAUUUGACAUUUUAGUCAUUUAGCAGACGCUCUUAUCCAGAGCGACUUACAGUUAGUGAGUGCAUACAUUAUUAUAAUUUUUUUCAUACUGGCCCCCCGUGGGAAUCGAACUCACAACCGUUGCAAACACCAUGCUCUACCAACUGAGCUACAUCCCACAACCUGAACAGUAUGGUUCCCUGUCACUCACUCUAUACUGUAUGAUUGUGUCUUAUUCAGCAUUGUACUGUCUUAUUCUUACGUAGGAGUUCAGUUGCACAGUGAUUAAACCCUAUGAAUUUCAUCUACGUCGAUUCACAAUUUAUGCAGGUCAAUGCUCUGUUGAGACACUUCCCUCUGCCUCUCUGACAGUGUGAGGAGGUUUGAGGAUCUGAUAGGGACCUACAAGCUGAACACCGACCAGAAGGAUGGGCAUGCGGCAGAUGAACCAGGACUGUCCCUGGGUGGUGUCUGGUGAGGAGAUGGAGAGAAAUAAGAUAAUUAACUGGGCUUCGUUGGUCCAAAGGGCAGGACCACUCCAUUGCAAAAAAUGUAGCAUAGCUAGAUGUGGAAUACAUGUUCUGGAAUUUUGACAGUAUCAUUGUUCUCUGCUUACUGUACCGCCAUGUGUGUUUUUGCUCCAGACCCUUCAACGAUUACUCUGAAUGAGGUUCUCCAAGAUUACUCAAGGAAUGCAGCCAUAAUUGUUGUGUACAUAUUUUGUCUUUACAAACCAGAUGUUUUCAUUGCAUUCAUUGACUUCAACCCACCCCAUCCCAUUACAAAGCCCAUAAAGGUGAGAGGGAUAUUGGAGUGAUAACUGAGCUAUGUUCUCUUAUUGACAGAACCAUGCCUGUGGAAAGGAGAGGGCAAUAUCCCAGUGCUCUGUGCAUGGCUUGGCUGGAGACUCUGACUCGUGA